AUUGAUGACCUAAUUGAAAAGCAGGAGGAGGAGGUGGAUGAUAGAGAGAGAGAGAGAGACGCGCUCCAAUGAGAAAAGUUUAGCCUACUUGUUCUUCCUCCGCACACUGUUGAGGGCAUUGAUGUGACCGCAUAGGCUUUCUGUUUUUUACGCGCACUUCUUUCCCACUAUCUUUCACCCUCACACACGGAGCACAAAACCACCUUCUCACCUUUAGUUUAGCGCGUGUCUGUAUUUCUUUUCUUUCCUUUUCCAACCUUUUAUGAAUGAUUCUCUCUCGCAAUACUUCUAAGAUAUCCUCGGAUACUUCUCCGUCCUCGUCUGCACGACUUCACCUCGGCACAUCUUCUCUCCCUAAGUUCAAAAGCCACCAGGACUUUCACUGCAGCUUCAGCCGCACUUGGGGGAAAUAUCACUCGACGAGGAAAGACUUGAUACUGAGUGCAGCAGCAGUUGAAGCCUCCGCCGACAUGAGUAUCAAGGCUGACGCAGAGCCCAACAACAAUGUUUCCAUCGAAGAGGAGGUGCGAACACUGUUUGUCAGUGGCCUUCCAGUGGACAUUAAACCACGGGAGCUUUACCUUCUCUUCAGACCCUUUAAGGGUUAUGAAGGGUCACUGAUUAAGUUAACAUCAAAACAGUGUGUUUCUUCCCUUUUUGCCUUCCAGCCUGUCGGGUUUGUUACCUUUGACAGUCGUUCUGGAGCUGAAGCUGCGAAAAAUGCUCUGAAUGGUAUCCGUUUUGACCCCGAAAGUCCCCAGACCCUGCGCUUAGAGUUUGCUAAAGCCAACACGAAGAUGGCAAAGAGUAAGCUGAUGGCCACACCGAACCCCACAAAUAUCCACCCUGCUCUAGGAGCACACUUCAUUGCACGGGACCCAUAUGAUAUGACAGGAGCAGCACUGAUCCCAGCUUCUCCAGAUGCCUGGACUCCUUACCCCCUGUACACCACGGAGCUGGCCCCAGGUCUCCCUCAUGCAGCCUUUAGUUACCCAGCGGCCGCUGCCGCUGCUGCAGCCCUCCACGCCCAGAUGCGCUGGUACCCUACUCCCGCUGAGACUUCCCAGCCUGGAUGGAAGUCCCGGCAGUUUUGUUAGAUAUUUAGCCUCUGGAAACCACACCUUUGUCCAGCUGAAGUGAGGUUUGCCGAGUUCUUCAUUAAUUUAAUCAGGUUUAUUUAAUGGACAAGUGUGCAUUACUAUAAACAAACAGUAUUUAUAUCUCCUCCCGAUUAUCUCUGGGGGGGGUUGAGUUGAAACCAUCUUGCUGUCGACAAUCUAAGCUUAUCCUUGGCAACUAGGGCGGUACCAUCUUAGCACUUCAAAAAAAAAAAACUCAUGCAAAGCCUAGUCAAACUCGAUGGAUCAUAAUUGCUGAGGAAAAUGAACUAAUUGAAGUAAUUGUUGUUAAGCUAGUCCUUCCAUGGGUUACCGCUGGUCCUGGGAGGCUUAAAGCAUUAAGAGUCAUUGCAUGUUAGUCCUUUUGGCAUGAAUUUAGAACGCAGAGUUCUGUGUAGCCUAAUUUUCUUAGUGUUUGUGUUGCCGCUUUACCUUUUGGCCUAGACAGCUAAAUGUUUUGUUUUCCUGUAGAACCUUGGUCUUACCUCUGUGAAAGCUAGGCUGUUGUGUAAAUGGCUUGCAUCGCAUGGACCUUGUGAAUGCUUCCCUACGUUCUGACAACCCCAGUCCUUAUGAUCAUAUCAAUGUCUGUCAUUAUUUGAGCAAACAAAAGUACAAAUGUUUCUGUACUUUUUUGCGUAAUGUAUAUUUAUGCAUUUUUGUGCAACUAAAAUAAUGAACCUGUAUAAGUUGGAUGUUUAGUCGUCUCUUGUGUUUUUGGUGUUACUUUUUGAUCCUAUAAUCCUGUUGACGUAGUUUUAAAGAGAAAAAAGUGCAAUUUGUUUAAAUGGGAAUCUGUCAAAAAUGGAAGUAUUCUGAACGUGGCUUGUGCCAUUCUGCUAAAGAGAUUGCUGCAAAACGAUCUUUCAGAAUGUGAAACUGGACUACAAAUGUAAAAGGUUGAUUUUUCUUGGGGGGCCAUUUUGAAAUGGAGAGCAGGAAUAGUGAUGAAGGAAUUUAGUUUGUGGUUUAAAAAAAAACAUGUUUGUCUUUGUAUCUGCUCAGCAUAAGAUGUAACAAAUAUUCCCAUCUUAUGAAUAAUAAAAUAAGUGAAUGCA
This is a messenger RNA of Gymnodraco acuticeps, 2176 nucleotides long. Its product is annotated as RNA-binding protein with multiple splicing 2-like. The transcript has 8 exons. NCBI's taxonomy places the organism in Eukaryota, Metazoa, Chordata, Actinopteri, Perciformes, Bathydraconidae. The record is from RefSeq and is a predicted model, not a curated record. The coding region runs from base 267 to 1097 and encodes 276 amino acids. Gene Ontology annotation, biological process: negative regulation of smooth muscle cell differentiation. Gene Ontology annotation, molecular function: mRNA binding; protein homodimerization activity.